Molecule: messenger RNA, 3105 nt
Organism: Callorhinchus milii (elephant shark)
Lineage: Eukaryota; Metazoa; Chordata; Chondrichthyes; Chimaeriformes; Callorhinchidae
Gene: grpr
Product: gastrin-releasing peptide receptor
Exons: 4
Coding region: 41-1210 (389 amino acids)
Biological process (GO): G protein-coupled receptor signaling pathway
Cellular component (GO): membrane
Molecular function (GO): G protein-coupled peptide receptor activity
Source: RefSeq, a predicted model, not a curated record
AAGAAAGAACGAACUCCAGGCGGCAGAUCGGUGCCAAGCGAUGCAGUGGCAGCAAGAGUCGGAAUUAGCUGAUGCCAUGACUUCGGAGGAGUGGGAGCAACUGGGACUGAACACGUCUGAGGGCAACACCACCUCUCGGGAGUCCAGCCCGAGCCCGGACUACCUGUACGCCAUCCCCGCCGUCUACGGUCUGAUCGUCCUGAUCGGUCUGAUCGGCAACGCCACCCUGAUCAAGAUCUUCCUCACCGUCAAGUCCAUGAGGAACGUGCCCAACAUCUUCAUCACCAGCCUGGCCCUGGGAGACCUGCUGCUGCUGCUGACCUGCGCCCCGGUGGACGCCAGCAAGUACGUGGCGGACGAGUGGCUGUUCGGCCGAGUGGGCUGCAAGCUCAUCGCCUUCAUCCAGUUAACCUCGGUGGGGGUCUCGGUCUUCACCCUGACAGCGCUCAGUGCCGACAGGUACAAAGCUAUCGUCAGACCCAUGGACAUCCAAACUUCCAAUGCACUCUUGAAAAUCUGUUUAAAGGUGGCUCUCAUCUGGAUCGUGUCAAUGCUGUUGGCUGUUCCUGAUGCUGUCUAUUCAGAUCUGUACUCUUUCUAUGAACCUCAUGUUAACAAAUCAUUUGCCGCUUGUGCCCCAUACCCCCCCGAUGAUGAGCUGCACCCUAAGAUCCACUCCAUGGCAUUUUUCCUGAUUUUCUAUGUUAUUCCACUUUCUAUAAUUUCCGUUUAUUAUUUCCACAUUGCCAAGAACUUGAUCAGGAGUGCUUACAACAUUCCAGUAGAGGGCAACCAGCACAUUCGGAGACAGAUUGAAUCCAGGAAAAGGCUUGCAAAGACAGUGCUAGUGUUUGUGGGUCUUUUUGCUCUCUGCUGGCUUCCUAAUCACAUCAUCUAUCUAUACCGCUCCUACCGUUAUGCACAAGUAGACACCUCCUUAAUGCAUCGAGUAGCCAGCAUUUGUGCCAGGAUUCUUGCUUUCACCAACUCCUGUGUUAACCCUUUUGCUCUCUACCUUUUGAGCAAGACCUUCAGAAAGCAAUUCAACAACAACCUGUUCUGCUGCAAGAGCCACUUCCUCAUUCGCUCAGCCAGUAUGAGCAGGAGCACCACAACUUCACGGAUGACAUCCCUCAAAAGCACAAACCAUUCGGUGGCAAGCUUUAGCCUAGUGAAUGGCAACUUUGUUCACCAAGAAGGUUGCGUCUAACCAUACAGUGUACAUCCUGCACUAAUUUUAGCAAUCAUAAUCAGAGCAGGGGCCUUACACUUGGAGAUAGGAUGUAGAAUGGUGUGUCUGUGGGUUUGUGGCAAAGAUGGUGGCUUGAUUAUAAAGGGUGUUCGCUAUUGCAUUUGCCAACUGAGAUGAAUGCCAGAGUUGAAACAGUUUCUUCCAGCAUUCUGUGAGUAUGGAGAAACCGUCCCUCAAAAGCACAAACCAUUCGGUGGCAAGCUUUAGCCUAGUGAAUGGCAACUUUGUUCACCAAGAAGGUUGCGUCUAACCAUACAGUGUACAUCCUGCACUAAUUUUAGCAAUCAUAAUCAGAGCAGGGGUCUUACAUUGGAGAUAGGAUGUAGAAUGGUGUGUCUGUGGGUUUGUGGUAAAGAUGGUGGCUUGAUUAUAAAGGGUGUUCGCUAUUGAAUUUGCCAACAGAGAUGAAUGCCAGAGUUGAAACAGUUUCUUCCAGCAUUCUGUGAGUAUGGAGAAACCUUGAAGUAUAGUAGACCCUCCCUAUUAGCAGGAGAGCAACAGUCAUGCUGAUGGUGUCUCAAUGAUGUACCUCAUAAGCCAAGUCAUGGGAGGUGUUAAAUAAAUAUGUUACGGAGGAGUGUUAUAGAGAGAAUUUAGAUUACUUUGUUAGAGAAACAGCCAUAGGUAAUGCACUUUGCACCACAGAUCAUGUUAAAGAUAUGUUGUGACGAAUCAGUGACAUAUGCUGGAGGCAAUGGCGUAGAGGAGAGGCUUUAAAUCAGGGCAGUAAGGUGAUCUUACAAGUUAGAGUAACAAUAGGAUGUGGUUUGUGCCAGAGACCCUCCUCCAUGCUUUGAGCCUUACCAGUGUGGGAUAGCACUGAGCAGAUGAUAAGCUCUUCCCUACAGGAAAGGAAAAGAUCAAGAGUGGGCAAGUACUUAGAGCCUCAUUUAGAAUAUCAUAAAAAAAGGAGAGGGAUAACUUUAUUGUCUGAAAAAAAACUGUUGCAAAAAGGUACAGUACAUCAGAGGCUUCCACUGAAUUGGAGGUUGUGAUACAUGUGAGAGGCAUGUUAUAUCAGGGGUUAUAAAUCCCCUAUAUCUCAGUGGACAGAUGUUUGCUUACUAACGAGAAGGCCCUAGCUUUGCACAUUGGUGAUGCUGAAUUAGCCAAACAGCGCCUAAAAGCUUCAGUAAUCCUUUGUGUUACGGAAAGGAUCAAUUGGCCUGAGUGCUAUUCUGUCCUGCUGGAAAUCCAUGUAUAUGGGACUGGGUUAGAACAUGAUAAGCUCAACCAUGACAUCUUCCUGUGCCACUGCUCAAUGUUCAGGUUUCUUGUGUGAAAAAGGAGCAUUUGGGUGAGAAUCUGUCAGGUUCUAGCAGUUGAACAGGAAUGAGUUGUACCUCUAAGAAAGAAUGAGUGAUAAGAGGAAAAUUGGAGAGGAUGGUGGAAAGGGAAGAGGUUUGUAAUAUUUAUUUCAGGACUGUGGUGCAUGAGAGAUCCAUUACAUUUACUGAUGCUAUUUUAAAAUAGAAGAAUGUGUGGUAUAUUGCAUAUUGAUUUUAGUUCAUGUUAUAUCAGAGAACUUGGCAAUAUCAGAUGUUGUGAAGUUUGAGGCAGACACAUAGUGAGGCACUACUGUAUUAACCUACUUGCUUCCACAGGUUGACAAAGACAGUAAAGAGAAUAAAAUUAGUAAAGGCAGCAAUGGCUGGCUGGCCUGACUACACUUUACACAGUGGGAUGGCUUUGGUUAGGAUCUGCCACUCAGAUUUGCUGGAUUGGGACUGUUGCAUUAAUAGGAAUUGGAAUUGGAAUUGGAGAUGAUUAAAACAAAACAUAGUUGGUAAGUAAGCUGAUUUUCUAACUGAUGAAAGUAAGGUCUUACCCAAGCUGUAAGUUUAAAUAUCUAU